Molecule: messenger RNA, 507 nt
Organism: Anisakis simplex (herring worm)
Lineage: Eukaryota; Metazoa; Nematoda; Chromadorea; Rhabditida; Anisakidae
Source: the annotation of a GenBank genome assembly
AUGAGUAUCAAAUUUUCACUCGAUCAUAACGCUGUAUUGCUUUAUUUUUCAGAGAAAUCUGAAGAGGAGAAACAAAAGGAUAUUGAACUGUACAGAGAGUUGAAACAAAGGAAGAAUGAAUUGGAAGAGAAACUUUUGGCAAAACUGGAAGAAUUACGCGAGGUUUGCAUCAAGGAAGCGGAGAUAACCGGCGAGAUGCCAAAGGAGAUCUAUAAGACUUUGAUGCCCGGAGAACCUGAACCAAAAGUGAAACGACGUGUCGGAACGGCAUUUUGUUUGAGUGAAGAUGUCUUCAGAAAACCUGCUGAUGGGGUGUGUCGUUUUGCUUUUCUCCUUCAUUUUUUAAUCACUAAUAGUCAGCUUGAAAUGCUUGCUGGAUUGUAUUCACGGGAUCUCUUCAUUAAAAGUGAUGCUCGUCGAGUAAUCCUAAAAGGGAAUUGCGGCUUUUCUUCGAAAUUUGGUCGCGUAAAAAAUACGUUACUAAAAUGGAUAAUGGUUUCAGGAUGA